ACACCAAAGUUUCCUUGAGCCGCUAUGGAGCGUCUCUGGCAUCCAAACUAAGCGCUUUAUAACCUCCUAUUCAUGUGCACUUUUAUCUUUUUAUAAGCUCACUGUCUGCUCUUAUUUAAGUGCGUGUUUCACAGGAACUGCAGGGAUAAUAAGAUUAAUAAUAAUAAUAAUAUUAAGCCUAAUAAUAACAAUAACAAUCAUUCUGAUUGGAGACAGAGGGUUUUGCGAGACGUCUAGGCUUUCGGUAAGGCCAGUGUGUUGUAGCGGGUCAGAAAUUUGUGUCUGGGACCAAUCACAUCUGGACCUCUUCUCUGAAACUAUUUUUUCAGCUGCACAUGCUACCAGAUUCAACAAGGAUUUUUACCCCCUGUGUAUCUUGAAGUGAUGUGGAAACUGUUGUAGGCCUGUUCUGGCCUGAGAGAUUCAGGACUUGAGCGUUGUGAUCUGAACCCUUUAAGUCUGUCUGUAGUCAUGCAUUUAGAGGUGAAAGUUGCACUGAACUUCAUAGUGUCCUACUUGUACAACAAACUACCACGGCGAAGAGCAGACCUGUUUGGAGAGGAGCUGGAACGCAUCCUGGUGUCGCGUUUCGAAGGUCACUGGUACCCGGAGGCUCCGUUGCGUGGUUCUGCCUUCCGCUGCCUUCAUCUUGGAGUUCCUGGGGACCCCGUGGUGGACCUGGCAGCCCGAAGGAGUGGCUUGGACAUGGAAGAAGUUCGUGCCAACGUCCCUCCGGAACUCAGUAUCUGGAUCGACCCUUAUGAAGUGUCCUAUCAGAUUGGUGAGAAAGGGGCUGUGAAAGUUCUCUACAUGGAGGAUCCACCAGGCUUGGGAGGUGAAGCUGAAGUAUCAGAAUGUUUAGGAGGCCUUUGUAAAGGAGAGCUGGAACUAGAAGAUGGGAAGAAUUUAGGCUUCAACCCAGAUGCUCAGGUCUUUGUGCCCAUCGGAGGCCGGGCAUCACCGGUCAUGCUCCAGUCACACACUAAUUCACCCACACCGCUCUGUCAAGGUCUGUUCAUCUACGCAGGCUCCAGUACUCCAACAGAUCCCACUGUGCACUCCAACACCUCCUCUCCAUCUCCACCAAGUAUAGGGCUGCCCUACCCUCACCCGGCUGCCCAACCUGGCUCCCGUCCUGCUCUGCAACAAAUCACCUUCACCACAGCCACCUUUGCUGCCACCAAGUUUGGCUCCACGAAGAUGAAGAAAUGCAUGGGAUCUGGUGUGGUGGGUGGAUCUGCCAGCACCGGUGCUCCUCAGCAGCGGAUGGUGAACCAUUCCCCCACCUCAAUGUCCUCUAUUUCACCACCUGGACUGGGAAAUCCCAAGCCCCUGUCUCUCUCCAUGCAUUCCCUGGCUGGUCCAGUUUCCAGCCAACUCUCACCCAAUGCCAAAGAGUUCAUCUACCCCGCCUCCCAGGGGCCUCUUUGUUUUGAAUCCGAGGCUCCGCACUUGACACACGCCGGUCCGUUCCAGGCACAGCUUCCAGGCCCUGCUCAUGCACACACCACUUUUGAUCCAUUCUCUACCACACCACCACCAGGCCAUGCUCUGGGUGUCGUGGGAGGCGGCAGUGGAAUUUCCUUCAUGGAGGGUCUGGGGGGCUACAACCUGCAGUACUCCAGCCAAGCUUUCCAGCCUGUAGUGUUGGCCAACUAAGUGUUCAAAACUUAAAAGAUGUCUUCUGGGAAUUUUUUAAUGUUUUUUUUUUUUUUUUUUCUUUUUUCCACCAGUUGAUACUAAUGCAUAGUUGCGGUGUUACGACGACUACAAACACUGAGGGUUUUUUGUUUUGUUUUGUUUUUGUUCCCUUCCCUGUAGAUUUUUGUUCAUAUUCAAGGGAAAUUUAUUUUCCUUUCUCCCAAGACAACGGAAAAUAUCCAGCCUCCCGCUGCACAGACGUUUUUACAACGAACGCUAAUUCGAUCUGGGUGUUUUUCACCAAGGUAUCGUUCUCUCUCUGUAGCCUGGUGGAGCAGCACGAGCUUGUUCCAAUACAGCUCCGAAAAAAAAAAAAAAAGCUUCGUGCUCCAGUUUAAUGUCACCAAGAGCAAAUAGAAGGUUCAGGAAUGGAGAGAAUUUGGGACUUUGCUAUAAACCGUGUAGUCGGGUCUCACUGUGGGGGGUGGGUGGGGGUGUUUAGGUGGGUUGUGCAGACAAUCUUGCACUGUGGUUUUUUUUUGUUAUGUUUAAGUAAACAGUCAGGACACGAUGCACAAUGUGGGUAUCGGGUCUUGUUUUCCAGUCAUACGGGGUUGUGCUUUUAAAGCUGUGAAACUGUUCAGGAAGACUGUCGUCUUAUACAAAAGCCAUAAUAUGGUUCACUGCUUUGGGUGGGGGGUGGGGGGAGUUAACGGUAGUUAAUAUAAUGGAGCGACGACUGUUAACGUGUUCGUGUUGGGCUCCUGGAGGAAAACGGUGCCGCUGGUGCAUGAAGGUAAGAGCAGAACCGGGGCGGACGGAAAUCAGCAGGAUGGCGGAAAGGUUUGUGAUAAACGAUGUGGCUUCGAGGAGGAAGGAGGGACGGGAACGUGCAAACGGGCAGCUACAGUAUAACCUUGGGCGAGGAGCGCCGAGCUCGGUGUCCUUCAGAUUUUGGAGCUGGGAUCUGGGACUAUGAAUGAAUGUGAAUCUGAUUUUCUUUCUCUUUAAAGGUGUAGACAUUUUACCUAUUAGACACAAAGAUCACAAUGUCUUUUGAGAACGGAUGGUUUAUGCUCUGUAUUACUUUUUAAUAGCCAGUCAGUCGAUCAGACUCUCGUGAUCGAGGAGACGGUCGGUAGAAUUCUGCCUCGAUCUAAAGACCCCUUGAGAUUUCUCCCUAGAUAUUUCCCGAAGCUGUAACGACCAAACCUUCUACGCCGCGUUCCUCAGGUCGCGACGUCCGUCAGUUCCGUGUCCACCGUUUUGGGUGGAUUUAGUUUUUUUUCUUUUCUUUUUUUUCGAUGGGAAAGGUCCAGAGGUUCGUCAUUACGGCUGGUUUAAAACUGGAUGUAUAUUUUUUACAUUGAUUUGUAAUUUAUUUACGAUUUUUCUAUAUAUAUAUUUUUUUCCCUGUGCAUUUUUUUCAAGAGAGAAUCUAAAGGUAUUUGUAAGAGAUUCUAUACAGUGUAUAUACUAUUGUGUGUAUAUAUUUCUUAUGUUAAAAUGUCCUUUAUUUAGUUUCUUAUGUGAUGAGGUUAUUUUUCCAGAAAUAACUAUAAUUAACGAGAAAUUCUAUAUAAUUCUAUAUGACGUUUCAUAUAAUUAUGCAAGCUGAAACUAAUAAAGUGUGUUUAACAGAG
Tachysurus fulvidraco (yellow catfish) is the source of this 3284-nucleotide messenger RNA. RefSeq names its product protein Tob2. Gene Ontology annotation, cellular component: cytoplasm; nucleus. The transcript has 2 exons. The record is from RefSeq and is a predicted model, not a curated record. Bases 472 to 1659 code for a protein of 395 amino acids. Gene Ontology annotation, biological process: regulation of gene expression. Gene Ontology annotation, molecular function: transcription corepressor activity. NCBI's taxonomy places the organism in Eukaryota, Metazoa, Chordata, Actinopteri, Siluriformes, Bagridae.